UUCUCUUUCUACUCUUUCUAUAUCGCGUAAAUCUCUACUCAAUUUCACUUAAAUUAAAUAUACCCAGAUUUAUAUUUUUCCGCUAAUAAUAACCACCAGAUUCACAUUCACAACUCUCUCCCGAUAUAUAAAAUCACACCUUCCUCACUUUUUCUCUCCCUCCCCGCGACUACGUAACUGCGGGGUUUUUCCUACGAUUCCUCCAACAUUUUCCUUCUAAAAGAAAAAAAAUAUCGAUCUCGUCUUUCUCUACCGCUGAUUCCUCGAUUUUAUGAUUCUCUCGCUUUUGAUUUUGAUAAGCUUUAUAGAUAGUUAGGGUUUCGAAUUUCGAUAGAGAUAAUCAUCGCGAUAGAUUGAGAUUUUUCGUUAGGGUUUUGGUUUUCUUUUGUGAUUUGCGAUGGGGAGUGUUGAUGGAGACAAUAAUAGGAAGUUUAAGUUGAACUUUACUGCCGAUGGAGCAACGAAGCUGAGGGAGAGUGUGACGGAGAAGCUUAAGGAAUUCAUGGGGGAAUACACUGAUGACACUCUUGUGGAAUAUGUUAUCGUGUUAUUGAGGAAUGGUAAGACCAAAGAACAAGCAAGGAAUGAGCUGAAUGUUUUUUUAGGGGACGACAGUGAUUCUUUUGUAUCCUGGUUGUGGGAUCAUCUACAUUUGAAUUUAGCUUUGUAUGUAAAAGCUGAAAAACUGCAGGAUGAAGCUCCGAAAAGAAAGCUUAUAUCUGAAAUUCAAGCUGGGGGUGAUAGCUUUCAGCAUUCAAAUUCACAGUUAGAAAGAGGAAAUUCUAAUAAGUUUUCUAGAAGUCAGCAUAACAAAGAUUGGAAAAGUUUGGUGAGGGGAGAAACUGAAGCACAUACUAUUACAAGCUCUGAGGUUGACAAUGCUCAUUUAGAGGAAAAAAUACGACCACAAGUCAAUCGUGGUCCAAGGUCACUAUCUCCUAAACCUCCAGUUCAGAGGAAAAGGAGCCGGGCUGAUGAACAACAGAGGACAAAGAGGGAUGUUGCCUCACAAGUAAAAAUUGCUGCUCCUCGACGGCUGCUUCAAUUUGCAGUUCGAGAUGCAGUGGGUACUUCAAGAACAUCUACAUCAGUGGAGCCUUCCUUAAAACGUCUCCGUUCUGUAGUUUCUACAUCCUCUGCUGAUUCAUCUUUGGUUGAACAUCAUCAGCAUGUGCAGCCCACUUGCCGGUUGCCAAAUGCAAUGGCUACAGUGAUUAAGGCUGUGGCGGAAGCUGCAGAGGAUGUGAAGUCCAAAUCCUCAGGAAGUGUAUUUGAUAGACUUGGUUGUGGUAUGGAUUCGUCAGCUGAUAACAUCCAACUUGAUUAUCAACAUCAGGAACAAAACCAAUCACUGUAUCUUCAAAGAACUGAUUAUGAUGGGCAAUAUGUGGAAAAUACAGCUAUGAUGGAACAUGAAACUGAUUUUUGUUCUGAUUCAAAUUCAGAUAAUGAUGAGUGUCAUGAUGUAAAUGUCAUAGGUCGUGGGGUGACUGGAACUUCUCUGAUCAGCUCCUCUAUUGGAUACAGGGGCAGUGAUUCACAAAUGAUGCAGUAUAGUGUUGCAAAAAAUACUGAUGAUAGUUUGCGUCUAAAACAUAACCGAGAACUGGAGCAACCUGCUGCUGCACUUAACACUUCUGCUAAUAUAGUGAAUGUUUCUCGUAAUGUAAAUACUUGGAAGCCAGCACAAUAUCAGGAACCAAGGGAGAUUAUAGAAUUAGAUGGGCAUCAAGUUUUAGACAGUGAAACUAGAGAUCCCAGAUCUAACAUGCAACUGGUGAAGGAGAAUGCCAAUGCUCAGAAAAUUAGUUACAGAAAUGUAAACCCUGCUUCUGGUGUUCAGAAAGACUCUAGCAUGGCACACUGUGUAGAAUUGAUUACAUCUUGUGCAUUCUCAGAUUCUAAUGUUGCUGGUUGUCCUUCAGAAGAUGUUGAUUCCAGAACCAUUUUUGUUAGCAAUGUUCAUUUUGCUGCUACCAAAGAUGGUCUGUCUCGGCAUUUUAAUAAAUUUGGGGAAGUGUUGAAAGUGAUUAUUGUUACUGAUGCUGCAACUGGGCUGCCAAAAGGGGUAGCCUACGUUGAGUUCAUGCUAAAAGAAGCAGCCGAUAAUGCACUAUCUCUAGAUGGCACUUCUUUCAUGUCACGAAUCCUCAAGGUUGUAAAGAAAAGUGCUGCCAAUCAAGAAUUAGCUCCAACCACGACAUGGCCACGCGUCAUUAGGGGAUCUCCAUUUUCAACUGCCAGGUUUCCCAGACCUCCCUUUGCAAGAGGUAUUCCUGGUUCAUUUAGACCCCGACCCCCAUUAAAACUGGGUGCAAGGAGCAUGCAAUGGAAGCGGGAUGCUCAGGGUAGUCCAGCUGACAGUAGUUCGUCCGUGAAUACCAGCAAUAUUGCCAUGCCUGCUACUCGUGGUCUCACCUACAUUAGAACACAAUCUAAGUCAGAUGGUUUGGGUACCACGUAAUUCAAUUAUUGGGGGAUUGUGGUAAAUUAGUGUCACAUCAGAGUUUCAUAUCUAAUAUAGCACAAAAUUUAGUAAAAAUAUAUUAAUCUAAGGAGACACCUGGUUUAAUUUCUGAAUUUUUUUUCUGUACAUGGAGGAUAUUUGAAUAUUUAGAGACUAAGUUGCCUAUGUAGGUAGUAGGCUGCGUUUAAUAAAUUCCAUAUUUGGUCUAAGGUUGAAGCUACAGAAGAGGAGAACGUUGAUUUUGUUGGAUUGAAGGUGAGAAGAGUGUCAUGGAGAUAUAUGGGGGAUUAUCCACAGUUGAUGUGGGUGGUUAGGGUGGAUUAUGGUCUUUUUUAUUGCGGGAGAAUCUGUUUCACUGCUUUUUGUUUUUGUAAGUGUUAUUGGUGAAAGAUUAAUAAACAAAAAAUGAAAAAGAAAAGUUGAGUUGAGUUUUAUUGGACGGCUUCAUUUACUUAUUUUA
Molecule: messenger RNA, 2927 nt
Organism: Cicer arietinum (chickpea)
Lineage: Eukaryota; Viridiplantae; Streptophyta; Magnoliopsida; Fabales; Fabaceae
Biological process (GO): regulation of mRNA stability
Cellular component (GO): nucleus; cytoplasm
Molecular function (GO): poly(A) binding
Source: RefSeq, a predicted model, not a curated record